Molecule: messenger RNA, 994 nt
Organism: Osmerus eperlanus (European smelt)
Lineage: Eukaryota; Metazoa; Chordata; Actinopteri; Osmeriformes; Osmeridae
Product: lens fiber major intrinsic protein
Exons: 4
Coding region: 1-987 (328 amino acids)
Biological process (GO): hyperosmotic response; carbon dioxide transmembrane transport; renal water transport
Cellular component (GO): membrane
Molecular function (GO): glycerol transmembrane transporter activity; water channel activity; carbon dioxide transmembrane transporter activity
Source: RefSeq, a predicted model, not a curated record
AUGAGGGUUCUGUCCAGUCUGGUUCUGGUCCUGAGGGACAUCUGGACGCUGUCCUUCCUCAGAGACAUCCUGUGUGAGUUCUUAGGCACCAGCGUCUUCCUCUUCUCCAGCCUGGCCUCAGUCCUGCUGUGGCCCUCUGAGCAGAUCUGGGAACCCCCUGGACUCCCCGAUGGCCUAUACAAUGGUCUCUCUACUGAUCUCUCCGCUGGUCUCUCCACCGGCCUACUCACCGGUCUCUCUACCAGCUUGUCUGCAGGAGUCUCCCCAGACUUCUCCCCUGCUGUUCCCCCAGACUCAGCCUCCAGGCCACACCUGCAGUGUCCUGCUCCAGGUCUCAGGGUGGCACUGGCGUUCGGGACCUCCGUGGGCCUGGUGGGGCUGUGUCUGGGUCCCGCCUCCUCUGUGGGCGGGGUCCACCUGAACCCGGCCGUUACCUUGGCGCUGGCGGCUGGUCUGAGGAUCAGCCCCUGGAGGGCGACCCUGUACGUGGGCGGGCAGCUCCUGGGGGCAGUGUGUUCCUGCUGCGUGCUGCUGGCUCUGCUGCCUCCUCACCUCCGAGACACGCUGGCUCUCAACCAGGUAUCAGAGGGAGUGCGUCCGUACCAGGCCGUCCUGGUAGAGAUGGCCGUCACAUUCCAACUGGUCCUGUGUGUCCUCGCUACUGCACGCCCCAAAUCUGCCUUCCAUCUCCCAGGCCCCCUAUUGGUCGGCUUGUCUGUCACGCUUGGUCACCUGGUGGCGAUCAGCUACACAGGUUGUGGGAUGAACCCAGCCCGGUCGUUCGGUCCAGCGUUGGUCACUCUCAACUUCACCAACCACUGGGUGUACUGGGCGGGGCCAUGUGUGGGGGCGUGGCUAGCCAGCCUGCUGCAUGACCUCCUGCUCCACCCACGAUGGAGUUGCCCUGGCGACUGGUGGGCGGAGUUUAAGGAACUCUUUCCAAAGGAUCAUCAAAAGCAGCCCACCACUUUAGAGAAUGCAGCCUGACUGUGUA